GUAGGUUAUUGGCUAGAGCGAUACUUGAACGCGAAAGAAGCGAUUUGCCCGAGUUUCAAGAGGGCGCUUGUGUGGUGUGAUUGAUUUGACCGGCGGUGUAAAAGGAAGAAAAAUCCACCCCGAGUCGUGGCGUGGAUUUCUGAGGUUACUCGCAGAUGUGAACAGGACCUCGACAAAAUGUCGUUCAAGUGUCCUUCUGGCUUCCCUGUUGUGGACAUUAGUCACAGCCCACCAGCUGGAACCUUUUGUCGCAGUCAGCGGACACCCGACAUUGACGUGAGGUCUGGCGAUGAGGCCCACGAGGCCAACUUGAGGCGGUACCUGGUCAACAAGAGGUCCCUCACCAACUCUUACCAAUCUGGCCAACGCAGCACCUGCAACUCUGGCAAUAGCAGUUCCAGAUGCGUCUUGGCAGGCGAGAAACGGAACAAUGAUGGGGCCGUGAUCAGAGUGCCUGCAAGUUCUGGUAGACCGUCAGGCGGCUACCUGUCCCCUUGCGGAUUGGAGAAUGUGUCAUUCUGCUCCGCUUCGACUGAGAGCAGCAACACGCAAAAGUCGGGAACCCAAUCUGGAACUCAAUCUGGAUACAGAUCCAAUUCGAAAAACGAAUGCUCGAAAACAGAGUCGAAGAUGCAAGCCAAAGAGGACGUGACUCCAGAAAAGCGUCGACGGCUGGAAGAAAAGCAAGAAUGCUGCGAUUGCGUGACGGCUGGCCUCCCUGCGGUUCUCCGCCGGCGCAACCGACGAACGAACACGCGAACGCCGCACAGCGGGGCAGGUGCGUUGACGAGAUCCAGGAGGUUGUGCCUCUGUUACCGACUGAGCGUCCAGUGCUUCUUCGCUGCGACAACGAUGCAGCGGUCGGCCAAGGAGCCGAAUCCGUUCUCACUCUUGCUGCCGCCGUCCAGCGACAAGCUGUUGCUGAGCGGGCAAAGCGUGGCGCGUUGCUCGCGCAGCCGGCGCCUCCGCGACGUGCCGCGCAGUUGCGUGUCGUUCGACGUCAACACUACUGGCAGGGCGCUGUUGCUCAAGAACGGGCUCGACACUUCUCGCAAGCUUCAUGUGCUGGGUCGCGGAGGGUUCGGGGUCGUGGUCAAGGCAGUCUACCAAGGACAAGCCGUUGCUGUGAAAAUCAUCCCUCGGCACAAUAAAUCUCAGCGGACCGUGGAGUCGUGUCUGAGGGCCGAGAUGAACGCCAUCAACUUGGAUCAUCCGAACAUCGUGCGAGCCAUUCGAAUAUUCGGCUUUGAGGAACGCAAUGCGUUGGUCAUCAUGGAGUUGGCUGGUUCCAUUUCGCUCCAAACCAUGCUCAACGAUCAUCGCACGGACAUCCCGUUUGUCACCAGAGUCAAAUUUGCUGUACAAAUUGCGUGUGCCUUGGAAUUCUGUCACGAUCGCAGAAUCCUGCAUUUGGACGUGAAGCCGAGCAAUAUCCUUAUCUCUGGUCACGAAACCUGCAAACUCGGCGACUUCGGCUGUUCCAGGCAUUUGGACGACGCUAUGACUCAGGGUAACAACUCAAAUUGCCCGGUCAGGGGUACAGUCGUUUACCAGGCACCCGAGGUUUUGCGGGGUUGCCUGCCCACCGAGAGGGCUGACGUCUAUUCGUUGGGAAUCACCAUGUGGCAAAUGAUCACCCGGGAAUACCCCUUCCCCGGGGAGCGGUCUCACGUCGUUAUGUACUUGGUCGGCGGAAGAGGAAAGAGGCCUGUGAUGCCGCAUCCCGGAAAUCAAAAUGAGAAAUUUUACAUGACUUUGGUGGAGCAUUGCUGGAAGCAAAAUCCAAUCUUACGCCCGAGCGCAGCAGAAAUCCAGUUGGAAAUGCGGAGUUGGACCGACUCCGUGGGGGAGCCACUGAUCGUGUGAAUCAUCACGUUGUCUUCGUCUAAUAGCUCCGCAGAGUUUCUCGAUAAACCUUACGAGUGUGCUUCGGAGUCUCCCUUCUUUGAAAGUUGGGUUCAAUGCGAAAUGUCCUGCGUUUAUUAUGGCCCUCGAAGAAUAUGCUUUUCACGUUAAGUGGUUCCCAUCCCUGUUCUUGAGUCUUUUUCUGUUCUUAG
Molecule: messenger RNA, 2057 nt
Organism: Notodromas monacha
Lineage: Eukaryota; Metazoa; Arthropoda; Ostracoda; Podocopida; Cyprididae
Source: the annotation of a GenBank genome assembly